Messenger RNA from Saprolegnia diclina VS20, 1928 nucleotides. RefSeq lists its product as hypothetical. The record is from RefSeq and is a predicted model, not a curated record. Bases 1 to 1902 code for a protein of 633 amino acids. The transcript has a single exon. Lineage: Eukaryota; Oomycota; Saprolegniomycetes; Saprolegniales; Saprolegniaceae.
AUGCCUCGCAUCGCUGCGGUGGCGACUGCACCGCUAACGCGCGGACCGUCUCGGAAUGCGGUGCCAACUAAGACACUGCAUAUGGGCCAAGGUGCUCUCUUGUCGAACCUCUGUCUGGCUCUGGCGACCGUCGUCGCCUUCUGCACAUACAACCUCAACCAAAUCGCCAACUCGGUCGUCUACCUUGGCUUCAACGCCCACAUGUUUGACUCGUAUCAGUGGAACGUACCCGUCUUCACGCUUCUCGAAGCCACGUCCUCGCUACGCCUCAACACGUCCCAUAUCGCAACCACCGGGACGAUCUCGCUCAGCGACCUCUUAUACAAGGCUUGUGGCAUUCAAGAUACCGCAUGCGCCAAUGCGUUUGCUCCAGAAGCCAACAAGAUCUGGUACCACGUUGGUCUUGCAUUUCGCCAGAUUCCAGAUUUCGACACGCCGCGCUUUCAGGACGAAGCCGAAGACAUUCGUUUCCAGCACGUCAACAGUCUCAGUGGCUGGAACAAGGCUCUGGUUCAAUACUACAUUCCCAACUACGAGACGGCCAUCACAUGCAUGACACGACGAGCAAACAACUCGAUCAACGGCAACACGAGCCGCGUAGACACACUAGCAUUUUGCAGUCACCGGGCGUUCGACCCGAAAUGGCGCUGCGAGAACGACGUGCCGCUCGACACACCCGUGUAUGUGGUGCAGCUCCAGAAGGCGACCGCCAUCUAUAUGGGAUCACUACAUAUGCGAGACGUCUACCUCAAUGGUGGAGCGACUGCUGUCAUUCACAGCGAUCAGUUUGGACAUGUCUUACUCGGUCCUGUCCCUUCAGUCGAAGAGUACCAAGCUGGCAUUGUGCAGGCUAGUACACCUUGGGACAUUCUCUGUGCGUCGCGCUGCUACGACUAUAAUCCAACAACGCGUCUCGGGUGGCUUUUGGAGUUGCAGGGCCGUGUCAGUCUCCGUUGGGAGAGUUCGUUUCUGAUGCUCACGAACGCCAUUUUUCUCUGGUGUGCGAUUGCCUACUUUGCGAUUCUCCAGUGGCUUUUUGCCAAACAGAGCCAAAUCAGCCUCGUGGCCGUGUGUCUUUCCAAGAACAUACUCGGCAUCUCAAUUUUGUUUGUGACGUUUUGGGGCAACACCAACCUUCAGACGCUCACCACCUAUUUUGCUCAAAACGACGUGCGGUCAACGCAAGCUCGUAUCCUUCACCUCUGCGGCCCCGCCCAAGUGGCCUCGAUUGUUGGCAUCAUGACGGGGCCGUUCAUUCAGCUCUGCUUUACCCCCCGCGUCGUGACUCAAACGUGGUUGCUCACGCUCUUCUCGCUGCUCAACUUUUGUGUGAUCUUUGCCUUGGAAGCACUCACGUUUCCUUAUAUGAAUAAGAACGUUCCGGGACCAUGCGGCUACUCAUCGUCGACCAACUGCAUCCACUUGACAGCGAUUCCGGUGACGUACUAUCUCUCGGCGGUCAUGGCAGCCGCCGUUGUUGUCGUGGCUGCCGUAACCAUUCAUUUGCACGCGCGCUGGCUCCCCGAGUCAGUAGUCGUGCCGCCAACUCACUCGAUGCUCGAGUACCUCAGUAUUCAAGACCUUCGAGACUUUGCGACGUCGGGCCGCGGCUGCGUCUCUCGUACUCAUGAUGGAGACAUCGUCAUCGACCAUGGUAUUCUGGUGAUGAAAAACAUGCUGCGGGUCACGAAUACGUACUUGACUCGGAUCGGGAAUGCGCAAUAUGGACUGCUCUUCUCCUGGUGUGUUCCUCGCGCCGGCCGUCGGUUCGUAGUCCACAAAUUUCGGACCAUUCUCGUUGUGCACAUUGAGCAGAACACGAUCACGCGUCGGUCGUACUACGUGCCGAUGCACUGCGUCCACGUCGACGGCGACGAAAUCCUCGCGUCUGGCAUUUGUUAAUAACGUCAUGUGCGAUUACUUUGUGC